UCUUUCGUUUCGUUCUCCUUUCCUCUCUCUUCUCCUCUCAAACUCAAACUGAAACUCUCUUUCCAGAGUCUGAAACUCUUCAAACACCAUUUUAAGUGCUUUUGUUCCCUGCUACUUCCCAGUGUUAAUUACAGCUUGUGGGCAUGUAAUUUUUUAUGGUUCCAAGCAUGGAAUGUGGUUCUUGUAGCUCCUUAUUUGGUGCGGCUAUGCCUUUCUUGUGUGGCAAAGCAACGGUUUCGUCUCAUAAAAUGGCGGUGCCCUUCACAGUUUCUUUCAAUUUGCAGUCAGAUUCUCUCAGUUUCCUUAAUUCUUUGCAGCGUUCUAACAAUAAACUCAAAGCGCCAUUAAAGUCAUCUCGGAAGAUGCUAUCAUCAAAUGCAUUGAUUAUCACUGGCGAACACCCUCAGAAUACUGAUUUGCCUCGGUACUAUUCCAGAAAGGAGAAGAAACCCUUUCCAAUUCCGAUAGUGGAGAUGAGGCGUGCUGCAAGGGAGAGGGUCAAGAAGAACAGAGGCCAGCCUAGAAAGCCUGUUCCACCUCCCAAGAAUGGCCUGGUUGUGAAGAGUUUGAUACCACUUGCCUAUGAUGUGUAUAAUGCAAGAAUAACAUUGAUCAACAAUCUCAAGAAGCUCUUAAAGGUGGUACCUGUGCAUGCUUGCAGGUGGUGUAACGAAAUACAUGUGGGGCCAACUGGACAUCCAUUCAGGUCGUGUAGAGGCCAAAAUGCUAGUAUCCGAAAGGGCAUCCAUGACUGGGCAACUGCGACCGUGGACGACAUAUUUCUGCCUAUUGAAGCUUACCACCUCUAUGACCGGCUUGGAAAGCGUAUUCCCCAUGCACAGAGAUUCUCAAUUCCCCGGAUCCCAGCAGUAGUCGAGCUCUGCAUUCAAGCUGGGGUCGAUAUCCCUGAUUUUCCAGCUAAAAGGAGAAGGAAACCGAUCAUCAGGAUCGGCAAGAGCGAAUUUGUUGAUGCAGAUGAAAGUGAACUACCAGAUCCCGACCCCAAUGCUCCCAAGAGACCAGUGUUAACUGAAAUACCUGGUUUUGAAAUAGUAGGCCCAUCCAGUGAAGAAGAAACAACCUUGCUCGCCAAGGAAACACUCCAAGCAUGGGAACAGAUGAGAAAAGGAGCCCAAAGGCUAAUGAAGCUUUAUCCGGUGAGAGUUUGUGGGUAUUGUCCUGAGGUGCACGUGGGUCCCAGUGGCCACAAGGCGCAAAACUGUGGAGCCCAUAAGCACCAACAGCGAAACGGGCAGCACGGUUGGCAGGCUGCGGUGCUGGAUGACUUGAUAGCCCCGAGAUAUGUGUGGCAUGUUCCUGAUGUCAAUGGACUGACAUUGGAAAGGGAGCUCCGGAACUUCUAUGGCCAAGCUCCUGCUGUUGUUGAAAUGUGCAUUCAGGCUGGUGCAGCUGUUCCUGAUCAGUACAAAGGAACCAUGAGAUUGGAUGUGGGAAUCCCCAAAGAUCUCAAAGAAGCUGAAAUGGUAGUUUGAGAAUCAUUCAUAUCCUACACACCCUGCGAGAUCCUGAAAAUUUCUUAUAGCAAUAUCAUAUUUGUCCAUAUAUCUGUGCUUCAAAAUUGCAAAAUGUAAAUGCUAAUUGAAAUUGAAGAGUAAUUGAUCAAUUAAAUGUUGCACAAUCAUAAUGAAGGCAGUAGGAUAAAAUGCUUCUUUUUCAAAACUUUUCUACUUGUUAAUGAUAAUAUUUCGUCUCUGGCCGCCGCAAACUCGAUGCAUAUUUUAAUAAUUUUGACUAGACU
This is a messenger RNA of Morus notabilis, 1759 nucleotides long. RefSeq names its product APO protein 2, chloroplastic. The transcript is spliced from 3 exons. Gene Ontology annotation, molecular function: RNA binding. Lineage: Eukaryota; Viridiplantae; Streptophyta; Magnoliopsida; Rosales; Moraceae. The record is from RefSeq and is a predicted model, not a curated record. The coding region runs from base 156 to 1493 and encodes 445 amino acids.